GCUUCUCUAAAAACUUUAGUUUAUUAGUUAAAAAUGCCUCGUUCUGAGUUUUCACAUCAUUUCUCAAGGGUUCAUGAUAUUCCACCAAAAUGUUGGAAAAUUGCAGGAUUGGUAGCUGUAAGUGUUAUUAGCGCAAAAGUAAUAGUAAAAUUGGUAAAAAGACGAAACCGAAGACUGAAAAUUAAAGGAAAGCAAGAUGAGUUGAGAGAAGCAAAAGCCAGACUAAAACAGCAGCUACAGAAUGAUCAAAUAACUAAAGAGAAAAGUGAAAAAAUAACUCGACUCUCUAUAACUGAACUACAAGCUAAGUUACAGAAGGAUGAAUUGAAGGCAGUAGAUGUAUUAAAAGCUUAUCAAUUUAAGGCAUUAGAAGUUAAUGAAAGUACAAAUUGUAUUGUUGAACCUAUAGUGGAGGCUGAGGCUUGGGCAAGAGAUUUGGAUAAAAUGAAAGGACCUAAAGGUCUUCUUCAUGGCAUACCAUUUAGUAUUAAAGAAUCUUAUAACUUGAAGGGUUAUGAUGUAACUGCUGGUUUAAGCUAUUUUAUACACAGACCAGUUGAUAAUGAUGCUGUUUUAGUUAAGGCUAUUAAAGAUGCUGGUGGUAUACCAUUUGUUAGAACCAAUAUACCACAAACAAUGUACACAUAUGAAUGUUCCAACCCAAUCUAUGGUGUAACAACUAACCCACAUGAUGCCUCAAGGUGCCCAGGUGGUUCAAGUGGUGGAGAGGGUGCUAUUAUUGGUGGUGGUGGUUCUAUUGUAGGAAUAGGAUCAGAUAUUGGUGGAAGUAUUCGUAUACCAUCUCACAUGUGUGGAAUUGCUGGAUUGAAACCUACAGUUCAACGUUUGAGUGGUAGCAAUACUUUCCAUGAUACUGAUGGUCAAAGAAAUGUACUGCCAUCUGUAGGACCAAUGGCUAGGAGUGUAGAUGGAGUUGUAUUAGCUAUGAAAGCAUUCCUCAGUGAAUCAAUGUUUACUUCAGAUAAUUACAUACCUCCACUACCAUUUAAUAAUCAGGUUUAUGAAAGUAAGAAACCAUUACGUAUUGGAUACUACACCUAUGAUAAUGUUAUACAUCCAGUACCAGCUUGUGUUAGAGCUGUUAAAGAAGCUAAGACUGCACUGGAAAAACUUGGUCAUACACUUGUACCAUUUACACCACCAGAUGUAGAUAAAGCAUUACCCUUCCUAUUUGUUACCAGUGUUUUUGGUGAUAAUUGUUAUGAAAUGGGCAAAUAUCUGAAAAAUGAUGAAAUAGAUAAGACCUUCUUCCUUAACUACCAUCUCUAUCAAACAAUUCCACGAGGUCUGAAAAAACUCUUAGCUUAUAUAGUUAGAAUUAAGGAUAGAGUUGCUGGUGACAUCUUACUAAACAAUGGUGUCUUAUACACCCAAGAUUGGUGGAAUUUGGCCACCAAAAUUAGUUUAUAUAAAAAUAAAGUUACACAGAAAUGGAAAGAUGAAAAUUUAGAUGCUGUAUUGUCGCCAGGAUUUGGUUGUACAGCAUUGCCAUCUUACAAAUCUGCUGAAGUUUCUACUGUUUUAUCCUAUACAACAAUAUGGAAUCUAUUAAACUUCCCAGCUGGAAGUGUUCGUGUUACCAAUGUUGAUCAACAAGAUCAGUCUGAUUUGAAUAAUACAGAAGUUUAUCCUGCUCAGAGUUUUAUAGAACGUGAAUUAAAAAAGUUAUGUACAGAUAGUGUUGGUUUACCAGUAAAUGUACAGUGUAUUGCUCUGCCAUUUCAAGAAGAAGUGGUUUUACGUUUAAUGAAAGAGAUAGAGUUCAAUGUAUGAAAAUACAGAAAAUGAGUUGUAGUAAUCUUCCCUUUAGUGCUGUAAUAAAUAAACUUAAGUAUAUAGUUGGUUUUCAGAGGUGAUCUUAUAUAUUUGUUAUAUUUCAUUAUUCUAGGUUAUGCUUUUUUUAUUAGUAAGCUAAUAGUAUUUAAAUCUGCUCAUACAUAUUUUUAAGCCAAUUGUAUGAUUAGCCCUUAUUUACUAUUAUGCAGUUGCUUGAUAAUGCUCAUACUUAUAUUAUUGUAUGAUAUUAUACAAAAGAUAAUUAUGUACAAAAAUGCGCUAUAUACAAUUGAAAAGACUCAUACUGUGUUUUUAUGACAAUUAGAUGUAGACUUGCUUUGUUUUUAUAUAAAAACUUAGUGAAUACUAUAUUAUAAUUUUCAUACAUCGUAAAAUACUGAUAUCGUAAUGCUCAUACUUUCUGAACUACUCAACUAUACAAUGAAUAAAUAGUUCAUACUACAGUUCAUUGAACAAAGGUUGUCCUAAUUGUUAAAUAUUUAUUAAAUGUAAUGCUUAUACUUUCUGAACUACCCUAUUGUAGGAUAAGUAACUAAUAGUUCAUUUUAUUGUACCUAAACAAAGAAUCUCUUAUAUAUACUAAAUGUUUAAUGUACUAAAAUAUGUAAUGUUUACCAAACUACUCAAAAGGUACUGUAAUAAAUAGUUCAUACUAUUGUACAUGACUAUUUCAUGCUUAAUAUUUUGUGUACUUUUGUACUGAUCUUAAUAAAUGUAAUGCUCAUAUUGUACAAUGAAUAAUAAAUGCUGGAGUAUAUGAACAAAGGUUUUCCUAUUUAUACUUAAUAUUUUAUGUACUUUUGUACAGAUCUUAAUAAAUGUAACACUCAAGAUUUCUGAACUACUCAAACUGUACAAUGAAUAAUAAAUGGUGGAGUAUAUGAACAAGGAAUUUGCUAGUGAUGCUUAAUGAUUAAUGUACUAUUGUAAAAGUGUUAACUACUCAAAUUGUACAAUGAAUAACAUAUAUAUAUCGAACAGUUUUUUUUUUUAAUGCUCUUCUAAUAUUAUGUCCUUAUAUAUUAUAAGUUCCUUAUAUUAAACAUUGAUUAGCCAUUUUGAAUUUAGCAUAAUUCUUAUGCAUUUGUUUAGAUUUUUAUGUACCGUACUUUUAUGGGUUGAUAGCAUUAUUCUUAAAUAAAAUAUAUA
Molecule: messenger RNA, 2967 nt
Organism: Lottia gigantea (owl limpet)
Lineage: Eukaryota; Metazoa; Mollusca; Gastropoda; Lottiidae
Exons: 19
Coding region: 34-1794 (586 amino acids)
Biological process (GO): fatty acid catabolic process
Molecular function (GO): amidase activity; fatty acid amide hydrolase activity
Source: RefSeq, a predicted model, not a curated record